This is a messenger RNA of Portunus trituberculatus (swimming crab), 2009 nucleotides long. RefSeq lists its product as uncharacterized. The record is from RefSeq and is a predicted model, not a curated record. NCBI's taxonomy places the organism in Eukaryota, Metazoa, Arthropoda, Malacostraca, Decapoda, Portunidae. The transcript has 2 exons. Bases 98 to 1840 code for a protein of 580 amino acids.
GGUGAUAGUCAUCGUACAUUUGACAUAUUGUAGCCUAGUUUGUUUACAUCCUCCUGCAAGGCCAAGACUUUGUCGCAUUUUCUGUGUCUAGUCUAAAAUGGCACCAGUGGAAGAUGCCAGUACCUGUUACAUCUGCAAUGACAAGCGUCGGACAGCAGACACUGAUGCGGCCGUCACCCCAACAAGAUCCCCAGCUGACUCAGAAACUUUGAAGGACACCCUUAUCCGUGCUCUUUCCCAUGGGCACGUGGAGGACUUAAUGAGCGAGUCAGAGAAGGAAUCACGGAUAAGCAGUGGUGUGUGUGUGGUGUCUUUGAACUCAGGUUGUGAUGGAGGGCUGGAGGCAGUGAGUGACAGAGUGGUGGAUGACCAUGUUGUGAUCUGCAGGAGGUGCACAGGUCUGCUGAAAGAUUUUGAACACCAUGAGCGCACAGCAGGAAAGAUAGCACAGGAUAUCAGGAGGUUCUUGAUGCGUCAGAUGGAGGCACCGGAAGAGGAUGUCUCAGGUGUGAUUUUGGCAGCUAACCACAGAGCUCAGAGCUCCGUAAAGAAGACAGUUGGAAGGACCCACAGUGAACGGCAGGGUAUCAUGGCAGCCCUCAGAGCACUCAGGAAGUCAGGCAUGACAGAUUCCAAGAGACGAGGAAGGAAAAGGAAAAAAGACCUAGCUUCUGAGGGAAUGAAAAUAGAAGAGGAAGAGAAGAAGGAGGAAGAUGAGGGUAAUGUUGUCAAGAACACAGAGAUGAAGGAAGAAACUAAUGGAGAGGAAAGACAGCAGGAAGCUACAUCAGCUAGACAGAGUCAAAGGAUCCAGAGGAGAAGAGAGGAUGGUUUGGUCAUGCGUUGGGGAGAUGCCAUGUAUGAAAAUGAGGAUGAGGACAAGUCAGGGGAGGAUACUUUUUCUGAUUGCUCCUCAGAUGCUUUGUUUAAGGAUCAGCCAUACGUUAGGAGAGGGAGGGGAAGAAAAGUUACCCGUGUUGUGAGGUCUAUGUCCCCAGGCAGGGCUGAGUAUGAAAUGGGAAUCAGACUACAGUGUCCAUUUUGCUUGCGGUAUUACAUCCCCAUGAGCUCCCGCAUGCAUGGCUGCACCUCCUAUAAAAAUCAGCUGCGAUGUCACACAUGUAAUGUAUUUUUUACUACCUACAUUAGGCUGGAGAGGCAUUUGGAAGUGAUACACCUGAAGCAGAAGAAGUUUGCUUGCCCUACAGAAGGCUGCAACUUCACCUGCAUUGCUGAGGCAACCCUCAUAAUACAUAAACACUUCCACGUCAUUGAGUCCUUUUCUGGAGGGAACAGUAAGGAGGCACAAUCAGCACAACAAAAGGAGACUGAGCAAAAAACAGUGAAUAAUGAAGAGGUUAUAGUUUUAGAUGAUGAACAUGAUGCUCCAAAAAUUGCUGACAGGGUCUCAUUUCUGUUGGAUGAAAAGAGCUUCCUCUCUGAUGGCCAUCAUCUCCACAUCACCACUCAUAAAGUUCCUAAGGAUGCAGAGGAUGAUUGUAAGAUUCUACACUUUCAAGGAAAUGAGAAAAAUGACAAUCCAUCAUGUCUAAGUGACAGAUGGGAAACUAGUACAUUAAGUCUUGAUAAAGGUGAAUGUGAGACUCUCAGGAAAAGUAAUUUAGUUUUGGAGUGUCCAAUAUGUGACAUUACUUUGGCAUCCACCAAGAGUUACCAGGAACAUGUACAGGAAGUGCACCAUAUACAAGUAGUGACCAAAAUUAUCGAUGAGGAUGGAACAGUCAAAGAGUCUCAGAGCUCAGAGCCUUUGACAAGAACAGUGAAGAAGUAUUAUAGGGUAAAAAAAAACUUCAUUGUAGCUCCAAAGGGUUUGGAUUAAAGAAGGAAGGAGAGGAAGAAAACAAGCAAUACAUAGAAGAUCAAGAUUUGUCUGAUAGAGGAAGUUACAGAGAGUCUGAGGUUGGAAACACUUUGGAGCACAUGUGUAAAGCCUUGUCUGGUGAGGAUAAGGAAGAGAAUCAGAACCUCAAGUUUGAAGAAAUGGUUAC